This is a messenger RNA of Drosophila virilis, 755 nucleotides long. RefSeq names its product large ribosomal subunit protein mL62. The record is from RefSeq and is a predicted model, not a curated record. Gene Ontology annotation, molecular function: translation release factor activity, codon nonspecific; peptidyl-tRNA hydrolase activity. Gene Ontology annotation, biological process: mitochondrial translational termination. Gene Ontology annotation, cellular component: mitochondrial large ribosomal subunit. NCBI's taxonomy places the organism in Eukaryota, Metazoa, Arthropoda, Insecta, Diptera, Drosophilidae.
CGCCAGCCCUGGCAUAUCGUUAGUUGGCAACACUGGCUUGUAGCUGUCGUAAUAGGCCGCUUGCAUUUAGUUUUAUUUAGUUUUAAAAAUAUGAAUAAAAUAACGCGUGCUUUUAUUCGCGUAUUGCAGCACAGCAAUAAUUCGUACGCGCUCCUCGGUCGCCAGCUAUCAUACAAAAGCGAUUUGUCGCUGGACAAGAUCUAUCCAAAUGCGCGCCUGCAGCUCUUCACGCCGCCACCGCCGCCGCCCGGAAACGGAGGCAAGUUCAAUGGCUAUAUACCCAUGGAUAAGCUGGAGAUCACGUACAGUCGCAGCUCCGGCCCGGGCGGCCAGCACGUGAACACGGUCAACAGCAAGGUGGACGUGCGCUUCAAGCUGGCGGAGGCACAGUGGAUACCGGAACAGACGCGCCAAAAGCUGCUGCAGGUGCUGGCCAACAAGCUGAACAAGGAGGGCUACUACUUCAUCAAGAGCGACCUGACGCGUUCGCAGCAGCUGAACCUGGCCGAUGCGCUCGAGAAGCUGCGCACGAUUAUACGCGCCCAGGAGCUGGACGCCCCGACCGGACCCAGCGAGUUGACGCUGGAGAAGCUGCGUCGUCGCCAGGAGCGUGCGGCCAGACAGCGGCUGCAACUGAAACGCAAUCGUGCCCAGAUCAAAGCGGAACGCCAGGCGCCAAGCGGCAUAGAUUUUUAAAUGAUUUUUUUUUUUAAAUUAACAAAAGUUUUUGUUACAUAAACAUUGUUCGGUACGAA